Messenger RNA from Microthlaspi erraticum, 462 nucleotides. NCBI's taxonomy places the organism in Eukaryota, Viridiplantae, Streptophyta, Magnoliopsida, Brassicales, Brassicaceae. The record is from the annotation of a GenBank genome assembly.
AUGGCGAUGUCAGGAACAUACGUGGCGGAGGUGCCCCUGAAGGGUUCGGCGGAGAAACACUACAAGAGGUGGAAGAGCGAAAACCACCUCUUCCCGGACGCCGUCGGCCACCACAUCCAAGGUGUCAACUUGCACCAUGGCGAUUGGGACUCUCACGGCUCCGUCAGAUCAUGGAACUACACAUGCGAUGGGAAGCAAGAGUUGUUCAAGGAGAAGAGAGAGCUUGACGACGCGAACAUGGCGGUGACGCUGAGAGGGGCGGGGGGUCACGUGAUGGACCAGCUUAAGCUGUAUGACGUCAUCUUCCAGUUCAUCCCCAAGUCCAGAGAAGGAUGCGUCUGCAAAGUCACUAUCAUAUGGGAGAAGAAAAACGAAGACUCCCCCGAACCCAUCAACUACAUGAAGUUUGUCAAGAGCUUAGCUGCUGACAUGGACGGCCACGUCCUCAAAAGCUGUGCUUAA